Chelmon rostratus (copperband butterflyfish) is the source of this 4924-nucleotide messenger RNA. RefSeq names its product intraflagellar transport 140 homolog (Chlamydomonas) (gene ift140). Bases 134 to 4483 code for a protein of 1449 amino acids. The record is from RefSeq and is a predicted model, not a curated record. NCBI's taxonomy places the organism in Eukaryota, Metazoa, Chordata, Actinopteri, Chaetodontiformes, Chaetodontidae. Gene Ontology annotation, cellular component: intraciliary transport particle A; axoneme; ciliary basal body. Gene Ontology annotation, molecular function: protein binding. The transcript has 30 exons. Gene Ontology annotation, biological process: intraciliary retrograde transport.
CGCUUUUUGAUCACACGGCAGGCUACACAACAACACUGGAAGUUAAGGUCGAUGUUUUGGUUUGUUCCGACAUUGAAUAAUUACGUCGGCAGUAACCUGAAGAAAAGGACAUCGAGAGAGGAGGACUGGGGACAUGGCGGUGUAUUUUGACCACCGUAUUGAGGCCCCUGAAAGCAGUGGCGUGCCCUCUCAGUUGACCUGGCACCCGGCUCUUCCUGUCCUGGCUGUUGCCUCAAGCAGCACCACCACUGGAGGCAAUGUGGACCUCUACCUGCAACAGGGAGAGUAUGUGGAGAGCUGCCAUUUAGAGCGUCCUCACCAGCCCACAGUGCUGCGCUGGCAUCCCACUAAGCCAGUGUUGGCCCUUGGCUUGGAGAAUGGAGAGGUAGUCCUGCUGACACACCCCUCUGGAGAUCAAACAGUCCUUCCCAGCACGCAUACAGCGUGCAUCACACUGCUGGAGUGGAGCUGCUCAGGCAGCCGCUUGGUAACUGGUGAUCAGACUGGAGCUCUAGCAGUUUGGAAGGUAGAUGCCAGGGGUAGACUUCAAGGAAACCAUCUUGUGAAGCAUGAAUACAACAAACCUCUCACUUGCUGCAUCUUCAGGCCGGCCUCACCUGGGGACGAUGUAGCAAUGCUAGCCCGGGCGUCAGUGAGUGGAGACGAGAGUGCUCUGGACAGGUUCAGCUGGAAGGGCGCACCUCUCAAGAUGGGCCCACAGGAGGGACUCGCAUUCUAUGUCAGCACUGAAGACGGUAAAGUCCACAGUGUGGAUGAGCAUUGCAAGACAAGCACACUUCUCAGUGUGGAAGGCGCAAUCAAGAAACUGUUCUACCUCGAGAAAAGAGAGGCGCUCGCUGUGAUCACAGAGACCCUGAUGUUGUCACAGUACACUCUUGGACCUGAGGGAGGAGCCCAGGAAUUUAUGAAGGUUAAGCUGAGUAGCAAAAGCGGGCAGAAUGUAGACAUUGUCUGGACAGAAAACGGCCUCCUCAUCACAGCAACAGGGGAACAGGCUAUCAGGCUGUGGGACCUGGAGCGAGAUGACAACUAUGUUUUACCUCUUGACGAGACUCUGGGCUUUGAGAGAGGAGAGAUGAUCAACUGUGUUUCGUACUGUGUUGGAAAAGGAAUCUUGGCAGCUGGUACCAGCCAUGGACGCAUAGCAAUGUGGAGGAUGAUGGAGCAGCCAGGCAGCAGCAGAGGUGAUACCAAGACCCAGUGGAAGCUACAGACACCCACAGAAAUAGAGGGAAAUGUCAUGCAGCUACAGUGGGGCUCUAGCCUGAAUCUGCUGGCGGCCAAUAAUUCGAACACGGUGCUGAUCCUGUGUGAGCAUGUGAUGUCAGCCCACUUCAGGCAGCAGGUGGCAGCAGUGCAGCUCACCCCAACCCAGCUCAGCAUCACUCAAUUCACCACAGGAGUGCACCUUCCUCUGCAGUCUGACAUGCACAUCAAGGGAGUGUGUGUUACCAAGGAUUCAGUGACAGUCUGGAGUGGCAAGCAGGUCACUGUGUAUGAGCUUUCAGGGACAGUUCUUCGCAAUACAGGAUCAUUUCCUUGUGACUCCCAUGUAGUAGCUGUGCAUGACGAGAACCUCUACACUGUGGAACCUAACAGGGUCCAGAUUCGCACUCCACAGGGAACUGUGAAGCAACUGCUGACUUUCUCCAAGGCAGAGGGCAACCCUGUACUACUCAGUGUGUGUCAGUCCUACCUGGUGGUGGGCACAGACACUGCACACAUUAGAGUCUUUGACCUCUCCCGAAGAGAUGCCAAAGCUCACUGCAGUGCAAAGAACCUGGCUGACCAGAUUGCCAAUCUGGGAGCCCUGAGGUCAGUCAAAUGUAACGCCAAUGGCAGCCAAGUCAGCAUCCUAAUCUCUCAGGUUAAUGGACGACCUGAUCACAAAGUGUACUUUUAUGACGUUGAGAUGGACACUGUGACACACUUUGACUUCUUCAUUGGCAGACCGUCCAGUGGUAUCUCACAGCCAGAAGAGAGCGAGAGGCAGCAGUUUCAGGGAACAGAGCUCAGCGGUCGCUGCCCUGUGUCUCACUUCUGGGAUGAGAGUGAGCCUCGUCUUUUUGUUUGCGAGACGGUGCCUGUCAGCUCUGAAUCCUCAUCAACUAGUUUUGUGGAUACGACAGACGUGUCGGUCGUGACGCUCUUCUGUACGCAGGAGCAUGGGCUCCUCCUACAGGACUGCUAUCCUAAGCCUUCAGGCCUGCAGGCACUCCUCGCUCUGGAUGUGCCCUACUAUUGUUUCAGCUGCAAGCCCGGUGAGAGAGAUCCAGGGUUACCAGAGAUUUCCACCACAUCAUCAGUACAACCACAACAAACCCAGCCAUCAAGGGGGUCAGCUGCCCAGAAUCCCCAUAUGGUGUCCAGGCGAGCUCUCAGAGACUUUGUGGGCCUGGAGAACUGUGAGAAGGCUACCCGCGAUGCCAUGCUCAACUUCAGCUUCUACCUGACCAUCGGCGAUAUGGACGAAGCCUUCAAGUCUAUCAAGCUCAUCAAGAGUAAAGCGGUAUGGGAAAACAUGGCACGGAUGUGUGUGAAAACCCGCCGGCUGGACGUGGCACGCGUGUGCCUUGGGAAUAUGGGAAAUGCCAGGGCAGCAAAAGCACUGAAGGAGACGGAGGCUGAGUCAGAGCCAGAGGCCCAAGUGGCCAUGUUGGCCAUUCAGCUCGGCAUGCUGGAAGAUGCGGAGAAGUUGUACAAGAGCUGUCAACGUUAUGACCUGCUGAACAAUUUCUACCAGGCUUCUGGCCAAUGGCAGCAAGCUUUGGAAACAGCAGAGAACCACGAUCGCAUCCAUCUCCGCACCACCUACUACAAUUAUGCCAAAUACCUUGAAUCCAUGGGGGACAAGACCCGUGCCCUUGCAUAUUAUGAAAAUUCAGACACACACAGGGUUGAAGUGCCCAGAAUGCUUCAGGAUGACACAUCAUCUCUAGAGAUCUACGUUAACAAAAUGAAAGACAAGAACAUCUACAAGUGGUGGGCCCAGUACCUGGAGAGCCAGUCGGACAUGGAUUCAGCGCUGCGUUUCUAUGAGUGUGCCCAGGAUUACCUCUCCCUGGUUCGAGUCCACUGCUACAUGGGGAACAUUCAGAAGGCAUCUGAGAUAGCCAAUGACACGGGUGACAGGGCAGCGUCAUACCACCUGGCCAGACACUACGAGGGCCAUGACGAUAUCAAACAGGCCGUCCAUUUCUACACGCGAGCCCAGGCCUACAACAAUGCCAUACGGCUUUGUAAGGAGAAUGGUCUAGAUGACCAGCUGAUGAACCUGGCUCUGCUCAGUAACCCAGAGGACAUGAUGGAGGCCGCCUGUUACUACGAGGAGAAAGGCACCCACAUGGACCGAGCUGUCGCACUCUACCACAAGGCUGGUUAUGUGUCCAAAGCUCUGGAGUUGGCCUUUGCCACUGAGCAGUUCGCUGCACUUCAGCUGAUCGCUGAGGAUCUGAAUGAGAACUCCGACCCAGCCCUCCUGGCACGCUGCUCUGACUUCUUCAUCACACAUUCCCAGUAUGACAAGGCUGUGGAGUUACUGGUAGCAGCCAAGAAGUACUACCAGGCCUUGGAGUUGUGUGUGACCCAGAACUUGACCAUCACAGAGGAGCUGGCAGAGAGAAUGACUGUAACUGACUCAAAAGACUUGUCUGAAGAGUCCCGAAAGGAGCUGCUAGAGAGGAUCGCUGACUGCUGCAUGCGUCAGGGCAAUUACCACCUGGCCACCAAGAAAUACACACAGGCGGGCAACAAGCUCAAGGCCAUGAGAGCACUUCUCAAGUCGGGCGACACAGAGAAAAUAGUAUUCUUUGCCAAUGUUUCUCGUCAGAAGGAGCUUUUCAUCAUGGCUGCCAACUACCUGCAGUCUCUGGACUGGCGGAAGAAUCCAGAGAUCUUGAAGACAAUCAUUGGUUUCUACACUAAAGGCAGGGCGCCAGACCUGCUUGCUGGCUUCUAUGAAGCCUGUGCUCAGGUGGAGAUUGAUGAUUACCAGAAUUAUGAAAAGGCGCUAGAUGCUUUGACUGAAGCUUUCAAGUGCGUCUCAAAAGCAAAGGACUCUUCAACUGGACAGCUGGAAGUAAGGCUGGCUGACCUGCAGCAUAAAAUCACCCUAAUCAAGAAGUUUGUCCAUGCACGCAGGUUGUAUGCAGAGGAUGCUGGUGAGGCGGUGCGUCUAUGUGAAGCCUUGCUGGAGGAGCCAGAGUUAGACCCUGCUGUCAGGAUUGGAGAUGCGUUUGGUUUCCUGGUGGAGCACCACUGUCAGCAAGGCAACUUUCAAGUGGCCUACCGUAAGCUGGAGGAGCUCCAGAAGCUUUUGCCAUCGCAGAACGUUCGGUACUAUGUCAGCCAGGCCAGCCUAGAGGCCCUGCAGAAAGAGCUGGGUGUGCCCAUGGAUCAAGAUGACCGCAGGCACAGUGUGAAGGAGGAGGAUGAAGUGGAGGAGGAGUUAAAUGUACCUUAAAUUAAUCUCACUGAUGAUUUUUAUUUUCAUUCUGCAUUGAGUUCAUUCACAUAUACACAAGAUUAACAAAACUUGACAAAAUCUUAACCCUAUUUGUCAAAAUGUUGCACACAAGUAAUCUGUAGCUGGUAUGAUAGACAAAAGAGGGUAAAAAUCAUUAUUUAAUGCAGUUGUAUUCAGCUGUCAACCCUGGAUUCAUAUUGUUGCUGUUUCUAUGUGCAGAAUGGUGCAGAUCGAUGAAUACGAUUAUUGCCUUUGAGCUGAAUUUUAUAUCUAUGUGUGCUGUUUGUAUAGAUUUAUCCUCAGAUGCACUUGGAUUUGGUACAAUGUAUUUUUUUAUUCAGUUGAUGUGUUGAUUGUAAGUAUCCUCUCAGUGUCAAAAGUCACAUUGUGUACGGCAUUUUGCAGCUAUUUUUGAUAACUUGAGUCAAUUUCUACUUA